AUGGCAACUUCACUUCUAGGGGAAGAGCCUAAGUUUGGAUCUACUCCUCUAGCCAUGCUUGCUGCUACCUGUAACAAAAUCGGCAGCCCGAGCCCCACAUCUGCCAUGAUUUCAGACAGCGCAUCCUUCGGGAAAGGCUUUCAUCCCUGGAAACGAGCAUCACCUGGAAGCUGCAGCCUCGGUUCGAGUCUCUCGUCCCGUGGCGCAACUGGUCUUGCGGAUUCCUUCAGCACCGGAGGCUCGCCAGUAUCCAGCGUGUUCUCUUUAACCACCAGUGCGUCGACCAGCCCGUUCGUAAGUGACUACUCUGCCUUCCAAAGUUCAGUGUCAAUCUCGGGAGGGUCCCAGGAACCGACUUCACAGCCCGUAUUUAUCUCCAAAGUUCAUACUUCGGUAGACAGCCUACAGGGUAUUUACCCAAGGAUGGGAGUCGCGCACGCGUACGACUCGUGGUUCAAGUCGACUGGAGACGUGGGCGCAUCGGCCAGCGCUUCUGCGUGGUGGGACGUGGGGACAGGAUGGAUCGACAAUCCACUGGGUGCAAACGGCCUCCAGAGCUCGUUGCAUUCCCCGCUAGGAGGUUACAACUCGGACUACACAACUGCGCUUGGCCACUCCGCAUUUAGCGCCGCUUCCUCACCGCACCUGCUCGCCAGCGGACAGCAUAUAGUAGACGGGUUCAAGCCCGUUUUGCCUAGCUCGUAUCCAGAUCCCAGCCAGAGCUCGGUAGCGGGCGCGUCCGCUGCUGUAACCCUUGCAGGCUCUCCGCGUUCAUCAGCACGACGCUACGCAGGCAGGGCGACGUGCGAUUGCCCAAACUGCCAAGAAGCUGAGAGACUCGGACCGGCAGGUGCCAGUCUACGGCGCAAAGGGCUUCACAGCUGCCACAUUCCAGGAUGCGGCAAAGUCUACGGAAAGACGUCUCACCUCAAGGCGCACCUGCGCUGGCACACAGGGGAAAGGCCGUUCGUGUGCAACUGGCUGUUUUGCGGCAAGAGGUUCACGCGUUCUGAUGAGCUGCAGCGGCACCUGCGCACGCACACCGGCGAGAAGCGAUUCGCCUGCCCCGUGUGCAACAAGCGCUUCAUGCGCAGCGAUCAUCUCAGCAAACACGUGAAGACGCACAGCGCAGGCGGAGAUACCACAUCCACCAGCGGAGCCUGCAAAAAGGGCAGCGACACCGACAGCGAGCAAAGCGCACCGGGCAGCCCAACGUGCCAGUCCCCAGAUAACCCUGUAAACUACGCAUCCAGUCCAGACGUCAAGCCCGAACGGCCACAGUUUAACCAACUGAACAAUUUAAAUAUAUAACCUGCCAUGUAAAGUGUCAGGAGGUCCAGUAAGCAAGCAAAUUAAUCUUGGGGUUGAAAAGUGAAAUGCGGAGGCAUAUACUGCAUAAGUAGGUAUAAAGAUAUAACCUACUUAUAAUCAAAUAUAGAAUAUUCACAUCAUCAAAAACCUUUAAAAAAUGUAAAAGAUUAUUUUGUAUGUCUCAGGUGUGGACAGGGAACCAUAAUGAUAACCUAGAGACAGACCAAUGUGCGUCAAAGAAACUUACUGAAAAAUUUUCACGCUUAUUUGCGUAUUUGGUUUUAUUUAUACUGAGGCACUUUACUCCUAAUAUUUCAACACAAACGCUGUUUACUUCUUGUAAAUUAAUGCACAAACUCAGCUUAACAACACUGAGUGAAUUCCAUAAGAUUUGUUUUCUCUUUACUUCCAUCCUCAUACAGCAAUUUUUGUUUGUGAACAAACAGUGCUUAGUUACAAGAGGGUCUAAAAGGCAUUCGAAAUGUUGUAAAUUGUACUCAGCAAAUAAAAAAAAAACAAUCUCAGUAUGGAUUAUGUACCGUAGUUUUAAUUUCUUUGUGAUUCAUAAAUAUCUCUGAUAUCUACAAGUUCGCUUAUCUGUUCACCUGUUCACUUUCUCCUGAAAAACUAAAAUUGUACAUACGUGUCUCAGUUCUAUUUAUCCACGAGUUUGGACUGUACUUUGAAGUCUAUCAGAGUCGCACUUUGAAUUUAUAUUUAUGAUUUUAGAAUAAAAUCAUGUCGAUCAGGUUUUUAUUUUUUUUAUUUAAUCUUUUUUGUUUGUUUGUUUAAU
Molecule: messenger RNA, 2104 nt
Organism: Trichomycterus rosablanca
Lineage: Eukaryota; Metazoa; Chordata; Actinopteri; Siluriformes; Trichomycteridae
Gene: sp8a
Product: sp8 transcription factor a
Exons: 2
Coding region: 1-1311 (436 amino acids)
Biological process (GO): regulation of transcription by RNA polymerase II
Molecular function (GO): DNA-binding transcription factor activity, RNA polymerase II-specific; RNA polymerase II cis-regulatory region sequence-specific DNA binding
Source: RefSeq, a predicted model, not a curated record